Blastomyces dermatitidis ER-3 is the source of this 696-nucleotide messenger RNA. RefSeq names its product 2-oxoglutarate dehydrogenase E2 component (dihydrolipoamide succinyltransferase). Lineage: Eukaryota; Fungi; Ascomycota; Eurotiomycetes; Onygenales; Ajellomycetaceae. The record is from RefSeq and is a predicted model, not a curated record. The coding region runs from base 1 to 696 and encodes 231 amino acids. The transcript is spliced from 6 exons.
AUGGCUCCACGACUACAACUCCCGCGACAGAUGUCGAGAAAUAUGCUACUCGGUUCUCGAAAUGCUUUUCCCGGCUCAAUCUCUUGCAGGGCUGCGUCCUCUCUCAGCCGAGUAUCGCAAUCCAAUGGCUGUCUGAGAACAACUACACAGACCACCGUCAUGAGCUCGCACGUUCCAUUGAGACAAACUAUUGCGCUUUCGAAAACGCCGCUGUUUAUGGGCACUCAGCGACGAACUUACGCGGAUUCGAUUGUCAAGGUACCACAGAUGGCCGAGUCGAUAUCGGAAGGAACAUUAAAACAGUUUUCAAAAAAGAUCGGCGAGUAUGUUGAACGAGACGAGGAACUUGCAACUAUAGAAACAGACAAGAUCGAUAUCACCGUCAACGCUCCAGAGGCUGGCACGAUCAAAGAGUUCCUUGCCAGCGAGGAGGACACCGUUACUGUUGGUCAAGAUCUCGUGAAGCUGGAGACCGGCGGAGCCGCUCCUGAGAAACCCAAAGAAGAAAAGCCAGAAGCAAAAUCAGAGGCUGCUCCCUCCCCACCACAAUCACCACCGAAGCAAGAAGAAAAGGCAGCUCCUCCUCCUCCACCAAAGCCAGAGCCCACCGCCCAGACCGCCCCAAGGAAGCUCAUCCAACGUUCCAAACGCAGGCAUCCCAGCCAGCCCCUGGAAACCGAGAAGAGCGCAGAGUAA